Molecule: messenger RNA, 2268 nt
Organism: Lytechinus variegatus (green sea urchin)
Lineage: Eukaryota; Metazoa; Echinodermata; Echinoidea; Temnopleuroida; Toxopneustidae
Product: protein capicua homolog
Exons: 2
Coding region: 133-1920 (595 amino acids)
Biological process (GO): regulation of transcription by RNA polymerase II
Cellular component (GO): nucleus
Molecular function (GO): DNA-binding transcription factor activity, RNA polymerase II-specific; RNA polymerase II transcription regulatory region sequence-specific DNA binding
Source: RefSeq, a predicted model, not a curated record
UAAGCCGAAACCUUCGCUCUCAUUCACCAUUUUUAGAGUAAGGGGUCUGUGGAGAACUCGCAAUAUUGGAUCACAGAUUACGUUGGAUUUCCUCACUUUUUCGAGCCCGAAUUCUUCCGAAAAGAUCACAAGAUGAAUGGGAAGAAAGAUAGAAGCAGGCGGAACAAAAAAUCGGAAUCGCCAGCAACCCCGGCAACUCCAGACUCCAACUCAGGAAGGACCAGAAGAACAAAGUUCUCCAAAGAUGAAGAUGCAACAGAUGACUUUGUGAGGCACAAAAAGUUACGGAAUGCCAACAGGAAUGGAAGCAGAACUGCAGUUUCCAGUGAUUCGGGGACCAGUGAGCCGUCAUCGUCAGGAGCAAGUACACCAAGGCCUGGUUCCCUUGAAACCCCGAUGAGAGAGACAAGCACAGAAUCAUCUCCUGUAGGGGAGGUCCAAGAACUGCCAAAAGGGAAAGAAGUGGUGUCAAAGAGGUUGGUUGUUAGUGAUAUUGUGAGUGCCAGGACUACAGAAUCACGGCAAAUGGCGCAAACGGUUAGUGAAGUUACAUGUAAGAGUACGGCUAAAGUGGUCCAGGAUAGUGAAGAUGAUGAAGAAACGGACAGCGCCCUCUCUGGGGAUGAUGAAGCCAUGCAGUCAGAGUCAAUGAAUGAGCCGGUAUCUGCCUUGACUCCUUUAAGAACUGGUGUGAAGAGGCCGGGAGAGUUCCCAGAGUCUGCUACACCCCAGAAGAAGCUAGCUGUUGAUGCCAAAGAAUUGGAAGGCCAGAGGGUACUGGCGAGAAGGGGUGAAGCUUUUUCUCCUGGAACGAUCAAACUUGUCAAAAAGAAGAGCAUUGGUGUGUUGUUUGAAGGGGACCAGGACCUAACUAUGUUUAAUGAUGUUAUGGACUCGGAUCAGAUUUGUAUUGUCAGUGAUAAAGUGCCUCCAGUUAACACACUCAGUAUAGGGUCCAAAGUAUGUGUCCAGAGAGAUGGCAAAGGACAGUAUUUUGAGGCCUUUGUCAGGGAAAUGAGACCAAACUCCAUAUAUCAAAUCAUAAUGGCUUCUCAGAUACGAGAAGGCUCGAGUAGCAGCUCUGAAGACAUGACAGUUCCUCUUUGGAAGCUGAGAAUGUUACGACCUCCGUGGCAGAACCCUCCCUCUGGACCUGUGCAACCUCCUGGAGCAAUUGCCAGACAGCUAACAUACAGUCCCUUUGAAUCCAAGAAUGAAUCUAUUCCACUGCCUAAUCUGCAAUUUGACUUGCAUAAAGUGACACCUCCAGAACAGAAGACACUUUCGGAUCGACUUGUCCAAGACAGGAAUGUCUUUUUCCGUGACAGGCACAUGAGUGGUGAAAGGAGAGUUCAGUUGCCUCUGGAGGAUAUUGGGUCAGAUGACGAGCUCAAGAACUUUGAUAGGCCCCUGGAAUUCCGUGGACGACCAACACUUACUCCAGGAACAACUGGCACAUCCACCCCUGGUUCUCUCUACUCUCCAUUUGAGAGCAGCCUGGCUCGAUUACCUACCAGCUAUUCGAACCGCAAGAGACACAUCAGCAGUGCCAGUAACGCAUCAACCAUCUCCAUUGGUAGCACCCAUUCCCUGACUCCUCCACCAAAGUACAAGAAGGGUGAAGUCAUCUGCAACGCCAAUGGAGUCCGCAAGAAGUUCAACGGUAAGCAGUGGCGAAGACUGUGCUCCAGGGAAGGAUGCAACAAGGAGUCCCAGAGACGCGGUUACUGCUCUCGACAUCUUUCCAUGCAGGGUAAGGACCUGACUGGGGAAGCAUCUUCUGGCCAGGAGCAAGACUGGGACAGUGACUCAAGGUGUUCAAGUGCCAGGACUGUCCGCACAGGUAAGAUGGCUAAUUAUCAAUAUAUACAAUCCUGCACCCAAUUUGCACCUCACAGAAAAUCCCUGAAAAAUCACUAGCAAAUCAUCCCAUGCAUGGAAUAUGUGUGCAAUGGAUUUGUCUGAAAUGUUGAUGUGAUUUCUAACUCCCACUGGCUAAAAGUCUGUGGCACUUUUGGCUACAGGUAUGAUAUUUCUUUUAGGUGAGAGUAAAGAUUUUUUUUUAUUUUUGAAGGGAAAGGGUUUUAUAGGUUUAAUUCAAGCACAUCAAUUUGUUUGUUUCAAUUAUUAAUAUCUUAAAAAUAGGGGAUUCCCUCCUUGUGCUCCUGCACGAUCAUAUUUCUUUGGCUUGGCUCACGAUUUUUGGUAACUAAUAUCUUGGUAUUUCCGGGUUUUCUUCGUGGAUUGAUACUUGCACAGAGUAUGCAG